CGAAAUAAGAAUCCGGAAGCGAAGCUAAAGCUAAGCAACGGCCGCCGCGAAGCUAACCUCCAAAAAUGGCGAAAGGAGACGAUAAUGUGCAGAGGAAGAAGAAUAAAUUGACGAGGAAGAAGAUGAGUAGGAAGAACGAUACCGCCACCGUCUCUGCUCGUAUCUCCGCCAUUAUCGCCGCCAAGAAACGCCGCAAGUCUGGUAAACGCAGCAUGUGUCAGGGAAUGUGUUUUACGCUUCCUACACUUGAAGAUCCAUUCAAUGAAAGACAAGGUAAAGGUGAUAUAACUAAAAAGAAAAAGAAAAAGAAAAAGGUUAAGAGUAGAGAAGAGAAGAAACCAUCUACUAUGUCCAUUGAUGGUGUUGAGAAGAAGAUGGAUGGUCCACCAAAGUUUCUCAUGUUAAACUUGAAUGAGAUUGAGAGCUCGUUUCGUAAAGAUAGUACAUAUAGUGAACAGCAUGAUAAGUCUUUGUUCACUAGCACUUGGGGGAUUGAGUUCUGGAAAUGUUUUUCAUCUGGGAAAGAUAUUUUGGAGACGAGUGGAAUGUCUUCUACUGUGGAACAGAUUGCUUGGAUUGUUUCAAGUGCAGCUGAUGCUAUUGCUAGACGGGAGAAAGACGAGGAGGAAGAGGAGGAGGAGGAGGAGGAGGUUGGAAACAGUCCUUUUCUUUUGUACCUUGUGCCAUCUCAGUCCAAAGCUUCUCAGGUCCGAUCCGUUUGCAAGGCACUGAAAGGUAUUGGAAUUCACACAGUGAGCUUACACCAAGGCGCAUCACUAGAUCAUCAGAUUUCAGGAUUGAAAAGUGUUGAGCCUGAAUUUAUAGUUGCUACACCUGAGAGACUUUUGGAGAUUGUUAACUUGAAGGGCGUUGAUAUAUCCAGCGUUUCAUUGCUGGUAAUUGAUGAACUAGGUUCACUUUGCACUGGUGGUUAUCUAGAUGCUGUUAAAUCCAUUAAGCAGGCCAUUUCCAGCAAACACCAAUCGAUAGUUUUCAACGACAGUUUUAGUGAUUCCACUAUUCCAGCCGUCCAGAGUCUUUUGGGGAGAUCAAUUAACAGAGUAACCGUCAGUGAUUCUGUUGCCAGCCAAGGCUCUUGUAUUAUCCAGACUGUAAAUGUCUGCGCUUCGGAGGAACAAAAGCUGCAGAAGUUUGCAGAGCAUCUGGAUUCAUCUUCGUCGAAGAUAAUACACAUUGUUACAAAGGAAGAAAGUUUCAAAAAGAUAAAGGCUCUACUUAAGCUCAAGGGUCUAUCUGUCUCAAUCAAUAGUGACUCUAAAAUCUCAGAGGUCAAAAAGAGCCGGAAACCUGUGGCACACUUGAUUGAUAUAGAACAGUUGGAUACCACAGUUAUGAGGGACUUCGAAACCGUUCUACUUCCAGACUUUUUCCCAUCAAUUGAAAUUUACACUCAGAUUCUAACGAGUAUGGCUAGAGAGAGUGUUCACGGCGUACUUCACAGCUUUAUAACAGAAAAGGAGGCUGCUUCCUAUCGAGCUGGACCAUUAGUGACUAUCCUGGAGGAUUGUGGUCAGAACAUACCUGACCCUUGGAGGAAUAUGCAUGUCGCUAUGUCUGAUUAAUCAAAUGUUGUCUCCAAUUCUCUCUCUUUUAGUGACAAUGGUUUACAAAAGUUUUGAAUGCAGAAAAUUUUGGUUAAACUGAUCAAUUUGACUGUGUACCGAAUCAGACCAUCAAAGUUUUGUGCUAAUGGUAUCUUUCUUUUUUCGUUAA
Molecule: messenger RNA, 1734 nt
Organism: Arabidopsis lyrata subsp. lyrata
Lineage: Eukaryota; Viridiplantae; Streptophyta; Magnoliopsida; Brassicales; Brassicaceae
Product: probable ATP-dependent RNA helicase ddx5
Exons: 7
Coding region: 66-1583 (505 amino acids)
Biological process (GO): P-body assembly; cytoplasmic stress granule assembly
Cellular component (GO): cytoplasmic stress granule; P-body
Molecular function (GO): mRNA binding; ATP binding
Source: RefSeq, a predicted model, not a curated record